AUGUCUUCGGCUCGAGUGGAUUACAUCGCGCCCUGGUGGACUUACUGGCUUCACAAUUUCCCCCACAUCAACCUGAGGUUGCAGCCCGUCGACAGCAGCUUCCAGCCCGAGGAGGAGAACUACCAGCAGUCGCUCAUAUUCCUGGGCUGCGUGGCGGCCGCCGGCCUCGGCCUCAACCUGCUCUGUCUGGCCGUCUACCUGAGCUGCCUGUGCUGCUGCCAGGAGGAGGAAGAGGAGGAGAGCAAGAAGCCCAACUCCUGCUGCGUCACCUGGUCCGCUGUCGCCGCCGGCCUCAUCACAUGCAUCGCGGUGGGUGUGGGUUUCUAUGGCAACAGUGAGACCAAUGACGGCGUGUACCAGCUGACCUACUCCCUGUACAACGCCAAUCACACGCUGGGCGGUGUGGACAGCCUGGUGACGGGAACCAUGGGCAGCAUGAGGAGCGGCCUGCACCAGCACCUCGCCAGGCUGGACGAGAUCUUCGCCACACGGGGCGACUACGUGCAGACCCUGCAGUUCAUGCAGCAGAUGGCCGACAACGUGAUCAAACAGCUGCUCGGGCUGCCUGACUGGCAGGAGGCCAAAGUGGACCUGGCGUCCAUCGCCGAUCAAACGGCCAACGUGGAGUACUACAGGUGGCUCACCUACCUGCUGCUCCUCAUCCUGGACCUGAUCAUCUGCCUGCUGGCCUGUCUGGGCCUGGCCAAGCAGUCUCGCUGGCUGCUCACCACGAUGAUGGUGUUCGGGGUGCUGACGCUGGUCCUCAGCUGGACUUCUCUGGGAGCCGAGUUGGCCACCGCCGUGGGCACAAGUGAUUUCUGCGUCUCUCCCGACAAGUUCGUCAUGAGCAAGACGAAGGGCGUCAUCGGCUCCGAUAUUGUUCAUUACUACCUUUACUGCAACCAGACCCUCUCCAACCCCUUCCAGCAGCCUCUGACCAUCUUCCAGAGGUCGCUGACCACCAUGCAGAUCCAGAUCCAGGGUCUGCUGCAGUUCGCCGUGCCUCUUUUCCCCACAGCUGAGAGAGACCUGCUGGGUAUCCAGCAUUUGCUCAACUCCUCGGAGGCCGGCCUGCACCAGCUGACCGCCCUGCUGGACUGCAGGGGGCUCAACAAGGACUACCUGGACGCCAUGGUGGGCGUGUGCUACGACGGGGUGGAGGGUGUUCUCUACCUCUGCCUCUUCUCCACCAUGGCGUCCUGUGCCUUCACUGUCAUGCUGUGCGCCAUUCCCCGGGCGUGGAGACAAAUCGCCUCCAGGGAACGAGAUUACGACGACAUCGACGAGGAGGACCCGUUCAACCCGCGGGCGAGGCGGAUAGCCUCUCCGAACCCCAACCUCGCCAACAUGCACAGCUUCUGCAGCUACAGCAGCAGCAUGGGCAGCCAGAACAGCCUCCACCCGCCGGCCCCCGCCGUCUCCAACGCCCCCCUGUCCGAGUACAUGAACCAGACGGCUCUGUUCGGAGGAAACCCGCGGUACGAGAACGUCCCUCUGAUAGGGCGAGGCUCCCCACCCCCCUCGUACUCACCCAGCAUGCGGGCCACCUACCUGUCCAUGACGGAGGAGCAGAUUCGACACUUUGGGAACGACUUCCAAGCAUAGACUUCCUUACCUGAAACGGCAUCACACACACACACACACACACACACACACACACACACACACACACACACACAGGCUGUGCAAACAAGCUCCACACAUCACAGAGGGCAGAGCGGGACACCUCAUCACUGCAGGACGCCAAAGCCCCGCGCGGUGUGACGACUGAGGAUUCGUUUCUCACUGCAAUAAAACCCAGCAAAGUCUUCAACGUAAAGAAAGAAAAAGCUUCACUAUUAAAAAAUAAUUUAUCCAUCCCUCGUUCUUUUCAUUUGCAUUGCAAAACUUACGUUCAGGUCUCCAAAGAGAACAAUGUGGACAUGGCCGCUGACGUUAACAUGUUGUUUUGGAUCUAUCUUUGUCCAUGGUAUCUGUGAAGCACACAGCGGGAGGGACAGUUCAGGUAUUUACAUUUACACACAUGUGAAUCUUUACGCUUCUAAAUGUCCCAGAGACGCGAUGACCCUUGAAAACUACGGUUUUGUAUAUAAUUUGUACAUUAACAGACGGCUGUUUCAUUCUGAUGUGUUUUCUUUUUCUUUAUUUUGUUUUACAAUGCCAAUUUUAUAUAUAAUAUAUAAAAUUGUUUUCUAGUUUUAUGUGGUGAUCUCACAUAGGAUGACUAUUUUUUUGUACGUUCUAAAGGGCCAUUAACUAAUGUUCUCUACAUAUCUAAUCCCGCUAAUAUAACAAAGUUGCAGUUUGUAAUGACUCGGGAAGCUAUGCUGCUUUAACAAUGAUUAAUGAGAAUAUUGAGGUAAUAUAUUUCCCAACAAUACAUGUUUUUAUUGCCUAGCAUUGAAUUACUGUAGGGAUUCAAUACAUGCAGCUUUGUUUACUUACUUUUGGUCAGUGUCACUUUUUUCUAAGCAUGUUCCAUUGUACAGGCACUUGAAAUGGUGCUGAAUUUUGCGUGUGUAAUUGUGAGUUGAAUAAAACUGUUUUGAGUACAA
This is a messenger RNA of Gasterosteus aculeatus aculeatus (three-spined stickleback), 2555 nucleotides long. It is a transcript of the gene ttyh2, whose product is annotated as tweety family member 2. Gene Ontology annotation, molecular function: intracellularly calcium-gated chloride channel activity; volume-sensitive chloride channel activity. Lineage: Eukaryota; Metazoa; Chordata; Actinopteri; Perciformes; Gasterosteidae. The record is from RefSeq and is a predicted model, not a curated record. Gene Ontology annotation, cellular component: plasma membrane.